Messenger RNA from Apis laboriosa (Himalayan honeybee), 2751 nucleotides. Its product is annotated as coiled-coil domain-containing protein 142. The coding region runs from base 64 to 2256 and encodes 730 amino acids. The record is from RefSeq and is a predicted model, not a curated record. NCBI's taxonomy places the organism in Eukaryota, Metazoa, Arthropoda, Insecta, Hymenoptera, Apidae. The transcript has 13 exons.
UUGAUUUGAAAGAAAAAUAAAAAUUGGUAUAAAUUUUUGAUUAUUUUGAAGUUCUUUAGCCAUAUGGAUAUUAAUUAUAGAAUAAAUAUCGGCAAAUGGUUGCCACUUCCGAGUGAUGUUCUUGAGAAAUGGUUGACAGACUCAUCGAUGCUCAUAAAAAGAAUGGACAAUUUUGUGGAAAAUAUAGCGUUAAUUAUUCGAGACAUUGCAGACGCUCAGACAUAUGAUUCAAAGGUAUACAAUGGAAUCGCAAACGAUUUAGAAGAGAUGAAAGAAGAAUAUAAAUCGAUCAGUACGAUGAAUCUCAGUGCACAUCCAAUUUAUAAUUACAAGAUGAGACAUUUUUUGAUGAUGUUGAAACGAAAAUUGAACGUCCUCGCGAGAUUUACUCGCAACUUGAUUAACGAAAUCGUCGAUUGCAAGAGCGACGAGCUACUUAGGAUAAUUUUCAGAUUGGUGAACAUUUAUAAUGAUAUGCUGGAUAUGGAUAUCGACGUCUCUGAUGUUUCUACGAAUGUGUUCUGUAACGAUUGUCCUUACAUGUUAGAACCGAUGAAGAAGAUAUCUGUUACACGAAUAUUGCAGAUAUUGGCCAAAAACAGAGCCGAGGAAUCCUGCCACGAACUCAUCGACUGCCUUUUAACAAAUUACGAGCCUCAGGAGAAGACCGAUCCUUCUUCAACAAUUUCUGGUGAUGCUGAUGUUUCGGAUAAUUCGAGUAUUGAAAUUUAUCGAGCUCUCACGAGACAUUUGACGCCACCGAUCGAGAGUUCUUCGUCGAAGACGGAACCAGAAGUGUCGAAUAUCGAAAGUAUUCAGACGUUGGUCAACACUCAAAACAAGUACGUUCUUAAGCUGUUGAACGUUGUGCAAGAAAUUUCGCCUAGAUUGUUGGGCACAGAUGCCCUGAAAACUAUCAAUGGUGAGACGAGGCUGAGAAGUAGCGCGAUAAAGAAGGUGAAGAAUUACUACCAAGAGGUCGCGUGGGGUGCUUUGUCGAGCAUUCUGGAUCACGUGGUCCUCUGGUGGUCUCCGGAGGCCCUCGCGACUCGUCACAGUCACGGAGCACAGCAAUUGAAGGACUGGCUCAGUCAAUUCAUCCAGAAAAAUCACGUGCCAGAAACGGUGAGGCCAGCAUUGCAAAACCUCUGCGAUGCUCUUCGUUGCCAUGCCACAAUCAUCGAAUGGGAUCAAUUAUUUAGACUGGCAUACACCUCGGCUUUCAAGUGCCAAUCGAAAGCUUCCUCCACGGACGGAUCUGACACGGGCCAAAUGUUCGGGGAAUUGUUCCAAUUGCUGGUCAGGUUGAGCAACGAGUGCGAGGCAGGCGGCGAAUGGGUGAUAGGUGCCCCAUUGAUGGAGUUGCCAUUGUCGGAACAGAUCGUCGUCCUCCAUCGGUUAGAUCAUUCGGUGCACACAGCGAGGCUGUGGAUAGUGCAAGAGGCGAAAAUCAUAGCGCAUACGUGGGAACUGGACGUGUUCUUCCUUUUGGUGAAGGGCGACAUAAUUAAUUGCCUCGAGGAACUUUCUUACUUAAAGCUUGCCGAUCAUAUCAAUGCAUUAUCGACAGAUUCUGUGAGCGUCCAGGUAUACGUUUGCGCAAAAAUGAGGGCAAAAAUUGUAUCCGAGGUGAACGUGAAUAUAGAUCUACUCCAGAAAUGUUCCACCAAGUGUACGGAUAUUCUGGCGAAGAUUUGCCGCGUGGUCAGCCUGGCAAAUUUGCAUAUGUGCUUUCCAAGGUCGAGUUAUUGGAGGAAAGGUGGCGACGUAGCCCCGGUGGCGGCUAGCCUCUACGUGCAGCCUUACUUCGAGAAAGUAUUGCUCCCUGUAUUGGAAGUUAUCGAGGAUCCCGAUACGUCGAACAUGAUCCUGAAAAUUAUGUGCGAAGCUUGGUUGGAUUACAUAUAUCUGCAUCGAAUUAAAUUUAGCGAAUAUGGCGCGUUGCAAUUGCUCACGGACUUCGCUUACGUGUCGAAAUGGGUGACCAAUUGUCCGAUAAUUUCUCAGAACGUACGGGAUCAUCUUUUAAAGAACGAAGUGUUGCGAAGAUGCGAGGGGGUUGGACGAUUGCUUCUUCGACAUCCUGGCGAGGCUAUCUCCAUGCGCAAACGACUUGCUAGAAGAACAAACGAGCGUGGAUCGCCAGAAUCCCCUGGAUUGGAACGGAUGCCGGCGGAAAUGUACGUGCCCAACCAGGAACAAUGGUUGGAGCUUCGCGCCUCGAAGAGAUAUAAUUUUUGCUGUACCGAAUAUUGACCAAAUAAUAUUUCAACGAAUUUAUUAUUAUACUCUCGAAUCAAUCGUGAGAUAUUAAAACUUAGAUUCAUAUCGUUUGUUUCUAAAAAUGUUCCUAUCCUAUAUAUUUAAAGAUUGUCGAUGUUUCGAUGAUCAAGUUUCUAAUUACGUUUCGCAUCUGUGGUUAUAUGGCAAAACUUGAUACAUCCUACGUAUAAUUUUACGAUUAAAAUCACAAUGCUGUUAGGAAAUACGUCUCUUAAGUGUCAUAAAUCUCAAUUAAAUAUACACAAUAAUCUGAAAAAGUAUUCGCAGACCAUUAUACUUAUACAACAAUUUAUAUAACUUAUAUAGCAAUAUAAUAACAUUAAUCAUGUUGUCAUUCAAAUUGUACUUUCCUUCUUUCAAAUUUUAUAAAAUUAUACUACACUUUUACAAUUAUCUGGAGGAAAGAAUUAAAAUAAAUAUAGUUUUAACAUCGUCAUCUAACAUCUACAUUUUUAUCAUAACACUUAC